AUGUCAGACAACAUACCUUCUUAUUUCCAAAGCAGCCCCGACGCUGAAGGAUAUUUUGGUCGGUUUGGCGGUAACCACUAUCCACCAGAACUUCGAUCUGCGCUGCUGGAGCUGGCCAGCAGCUAUCAGGAGCUCCAUCAAUCGCCGGAAUUCCAUCGCGAACUGAACAAGGUGCGGGUCGGACUUCAAGGACGGCCGACCCCAAUUCAUUACCUCGAAAAUAUUUCGAAGCAAGUCGGAGGCGCUCAAAUUUUCAUUAAACGGGAGGAUUUGAAUCACACGGGUGCACACAAAAUCAACCACUGCGUUGGCUUUGCACUUCUCGCCAAACGAAUGGGUAAGAAGAAGCUAAUUGCCGAGACGGGGGCCGGCCAGCAUGGCGUCGCACUGGCAACUGCAGCUGCCUAUUUCGGCCUCGAAUGCGAAAUUCACAUGGGAGAAGUUGAUAUUGCUAAACAGAGCUCUAAUGUUGGCAGCAUGCAAUUACUCGGCGCGCGCGUGGUGCCAGUAGCGACUGGCCAGUCUGCUCUGAAAGAUGCUAGCGAUUCUGCGUUCAACGCGUACAUCGAGCAGCACACACACGCACUUUAUGCGAUCGGCUCAGCUAUCGGCCCGCACCCCUUCCCAAUGAUUGUUCGAGACUUCCAGGGUGUAGUUGGUCGAGAAGCGCGCGAGCAAUUCCUUUCCAUCACAGAUGGAAGCUUGCCCGAGCAUGUGGUUGCCUGCGUUGCUGGUGGCUCCAAUGCGAUGGGUAUAUAUACGGGCUUUAUUGAUGACCCGGAGGUUAUUCUACAUGCAGUGGAGCCUCUUGGCAAGUCUGAUGAGCUAGGCCAACACGCGGCAACGUUAUCAUAUGGAAGACCGGGCACAUUGCAUGGUGCUCGAUCGAUUGUGCUUCAGCAAGAUGACGAUACACCUGCCAGUGUCUCAUCUAUAGCAUCAGGGCUCGCAUACCCUGGAGUUGGCCCGGAGAUUGCGAUGCUCUAUGAAGCCGGUCGGCUAUCAGUCGCAGCAAUUUCGGACGAGGAAGUCAUCAAUACAUUCCUCCGGAUGGCAAAAUUCGAGGGAAUAAUUCCUGCUUUGGAAAGCGCACAUGCACUAGCGUUCGCGAUCCGAUUGGCGUCCCAGCGCCCUUCAUCCGAAAGAAUACUGGUCAAUCUUUCGGGGCGCGGCGACAAGGACGUUGGAUACGUGCUUGAAAAUUACAGGCUAGGUGGUCAACCAGAUCUUUCAUAA
Molecule: messenger RNA, 1236 nt
Organism: Penicillium canescens
Lineage: Eukaryota; Fungi; Ascomycota; Eurotiomycetes; Eurotiales; Aspergillaceae
Product: tryptophan synthase subunit beta
Exons: 1
Coding region: 1-1236 (411 amino acids)
Biological process (GO): L-tryptophan biosynthetic process
Cellular component (GO): cytoplasm
Molecular function (GO): tryptophan synthase activity
Source: RefSeq, a predicted model, not a curated record